Vespa crabro (European hornet) is the source of this 2691-nucleotide messenger RNA. Its product is annotated as angiogenic factor with G patch and FHA domains 1. Gene Ontology annotation, molecular function: protein binding; nucleic acid binding. The transcript is spliced from 9 exons. Bases 149 to 1699 code for a protein of 516 amino acids. Lineage: Eukaryota; Metazoa; Arthropoda; Insecta; Hymenoptera; Vespidae. The record is from RefSeq and is a predicted model, not a curated record.
UGUUUCCAGAUGUCACUGCGUAUUUGCCUUUAAGAUUUGUUCAGAUUCCUUAUUAACCAGGUUAAAUAAAUGAUUUAAUUGCGUUUGAUUCUGAAAAAAUUUAUUGUAAUAAUUCCAUUUGAUUUUAUACGGUGAAUAAAACAAAAAAAUGACAGAGCAUUGUACACAAAGUGAAAGUGAUGAAGGAGAAGUUAAAUCAGAUUUUGGAGAAGAUCUAGAUGAAGAAUUGCAAUCUUUACCUCAUGUAUUACAACUGAUACGUAAAAUGCGUGAGCAUAUUAAGUGGCAGAGUAAAAAGAUAAAAAAAUUACGUAAUAAAUUACAAGAACAGAAAAAUCAAAUGAGGAAUAAAAGUUUCGUAGAAUAUGGUACUCAGACAGAUCCUUUAGAAUAUGAAAACAAAUAUUUAACACAAAAUUGGGAUCUAAGUAACAAUAAAAAAUCAAAUAGUUUAAUCGAACAAGUAAAGCAAGUAUCAGAAUCUGCAUUAUUACAAACUGGUUUCGUAUAUGAGGAAACAUCAGGAUUAUAUUAUGAUUAUAAUACAGGAUAUUAUUAUGACGCUAAACAAGGACUUUAUUAUGAUGGAAACAAUGGAACGUAUUAUUAUUAUGACGAAGGCAGUAAAACAUAUAAGUUCCACAGCCAUGCACACGCAGUUGUCAACAAUAUUGCACAUUUCCAAGAAACCAAAAAGGAAGAAAAAUCAGAUGGCGAAAAGGCAAACAAGGAUACGGUGAAAAAACGCAAACUCGCACAAGAUGGAGAGAGCUUAAAAGAAGAUGAGCCCGAAGAGGGUGAAUGCUCGGACAGUGAUAGCGAACAGAGCUCUUAUAACGUUACACCAGAAUCGUCCAUAAAUAGUGAGACUGAGAAUGAGGAGGAACAAAGUUCAAAGAUUAAUUUUUAUAUAGCAAAAACAUAUCCACCAUGUAUGAGAAUAAUAGUCAAAGAAACAAACCUUCCAAAGUUAAAAGUGGGUUCACUUUUCCUUGUAGCAUACACAGGUGGUUCAAUGGGUAAAGAAGGAGAUCAUUCUGUUAUAAUACCAGAUAUAAAUGUCAGUAAGCAUCACGCACGAUUUCUUUAUAACGAGACAACGAAUUCUUAUUGGAUAGUAGAUUCAGGCUCAAGAAAUGGUACAUAUUUAAAUGGAAAAAGAUUAUCUGUAGCUAAACAAGAGUCCGAAUUGUACGAGAUAAUACAUGGUUCGAUCAUUCAAGUGGGCGGUACAAAAUUGUUAUGUCAUGUACAUAACGGAAAUGAAACUUGCGGUCAUUGUGAACCAGGAUUGGUUCAACACAAUGUAAACACAGAAGAGAAUGUAUUCUCGAAAAGAAAUCUUCAUAAAAAAGAAUUGAGAAGGUUAAAAACAAAAUUUGGUGUAGAAAAAGAUAACGUUGCUUCCGCCAGUCAAUUAGCAAGUGGUUAUCGGGAUAGAGCACAAGCUCGUAGACAGUGUGUUGGUUCUUCAAAUCAUCAUGCCAAAACAGAACAAAGUUCAAUCGACACAUCGAUAGCGAAAGAUAACCGAGGAUUUAAAUUACUAUCUAAAAUGGGAUGGUGCGAAGGUCGUUCUUUAGGAAAGGAUGGUGAUGGUAGAACCGAACCGCCAAGUAAGUCAAGUGACGGCGCCGGUGGAAUAGGGCCUCAUUUACAGCCCAGACGAGGGAGAACACUUGGCCCAAAUACUGGCUGAAGAGAAAAUGUACCCGGGUUCCACCGUAGAGCUGGUUAAAAUCUGGAAGCGGUUCCCUCUCGACGAUAAGAAUCCUUGCCGAAAGAGAUACGAACCUUUCUCUCUCUCUCUCUCUCUCUCUUUCUCUCUUUCUCUCUUUUAAUCUAUGAUUUUUAAAAGACCCGAUUCUUCCAAAGUUGAAUUCUUCAAACUUUGAGAUAUAAGAUUCGUCCUGGCUCGAAGGAUGAUCCGCGGAAGCGUGACUGUCUGAAAAUAAAAGAACCAUUGUCUAAUUCGAAUUAGCAUAAAUCCCGCCGGAGGCGGGAAAUCUAUUUAAAACUUCAAGCUCGUAACUCUUCGUCGUGCCGAUAAAGCGCUUCAUCGUUUCGAGUCUCGGUCGGGUCUCGAAUAGGUAAGAUUAAGGACGAAACCUGUGCGAGGAUGAGAUUCGAGGAAAGUAGCGAUACUAAAAAUUUACCGAGUCAAAUUCGCGGAAGGUUGGAUACGAUUUGCAUUCGGUCGCGACAGAUGGCCGAAAAUGCAGCCGGACGAAUACUUUGAUCGUGCAGCCUUGGCCAGACAGUUUAUCAAGACCGACGAAGCACGUCUCGUCCAAGUAGGAAAGGAUUUGCAUAGAUAUCUCGGGCCGAGCUUCAUUCUAUUUUACAGUCGGCACGUAUUAGCGCCUUCCAACAUCCUCCCCAACGAGAUUACCCCCAUUGCUCUUUACCAAUCCUCCUUUUCUCUUUCGCUUCGACUCGGAUUUUCGACUUUAUCGUCAUUCUUUUGUCUACCAAUUUAUCUUUUUUCCCCUUUUUUCUUUUCUUUUUUUUUAAUUACAAUCUUCUUCUCCUUGUUUUUCUUUUCCAGAUAGCUAUAUCAAACAAUCCAAACAAAAGCGGCUUUGGUGCGGUCGAAACGGACUUUCCUACGAUCGAAUUGGAUUCGAACACCGAGAAAAAGCAGGCAAGAUGGCGAAAGACUCAACAACGUUACAAUCAAAUUACGGAAUA